Echinostoma caproni is the source of this 1755-nucleotide messenger RNA. NCBI's taxonomy places the organism in Eukaryota, Metazoa, Platyhelminthes, Trematoda, Plagiorchiida, Echinostomatidae. The record is from the annotation of a GenBank genome assembly.
AUGGCUCCCACUCUUCGAGUCCCUCGAAAAUUCGAGCGUGGUGGGACAGGUUUUUUGCCCACGUUUGGACCGUCUUUCAUCAACCUGUAUGGCUCACCGCGUGAGUACAGUGAUAUGCCAAACAAGUACGAAGCGUUGAAUUUGGGCAAAGGGGAUGGAGCGGCCUAUCGUGGUCGCGUUCUUUUGGAGGUCCGAACCGAAUUGCUGACUGAUCCCGUCGCGAAUGAGGUGCGCGCGAUUGACAGCGAUUCGAUCGCCCGAGUUCAGAAAUCACUAAGACGACGUCGGUUCCGUGUGAACGCGGCUUUCCUCUCGGCCACCAUGAUCCCUGGUGAGAAAGAUUCCCCGAUCCAGUUCGAGGUCAGUGUUGGAAACUACGGGAACAUUUUGGACGACUCAGUUCCACCCUGUGCAUCCACAACACCACCCACAAAUCCGAUCUACGACGGAGUCGCGUACAGUUACUUGCCGUGGGGAGAGAACAAACCGUGCUGUUUGCUCGAAGCCCAGUGGGAAGAUAUAACGUAUCGAAUGUAUGCGGUCAACAUGCUUCUGAAAGCAGCUGAUCGUUUGACCAACAGCAUCACACGUGUUCAGUUGUCUGUUGCCAAUGAUUUGCCACUGGAACAACAGGCCCGUGAUGUGAUCAAUGCUUUGGAUCAGUUUAUUCUGGAUUGUUCAAUGGAAUUACCCGAAAGUGAUAUAGAACAAUCACCACCGAACGAAUUGGACAAAUACAUUAGGCUUCUUCGUGACGGACAAUUGAAAGCUUUGCAUGAUCAAGCUGUACAUCUACGUAACACGGCGGAAGACAUUGAUCAAGCUUUGCAGCAAAUGAUUUUCUAUCGGGACUCUAUUCUCGGAUUGGCUGUUGAGCCCCAACUCAGCUUCCCCGAUGUGAUCAUUUGGAUGCUGAGCGGCUCAAAACGAUCGGCCUACUGUCGCAUUCCUGCUCACGAUGUGCUCUAUCAUCCGAAUCCCACAUAUGCUGGUCGAUUUUGUGGGGUCCCGCAAACCCUGUGUUUCGUUAAACCCAAAUUGGAAGAGGAGAAUGAUGAGAAAUACCUGCGUUCACCGGUCAUGGUUCGAGCCAUUGUGUGGGUCGGACUGGACAAAUAUUACCAAGCAUGGAACGAAGUGCAGGUGGAAGCAAAAACGCAAAUUGUUGCUGAGACGUACGAGAAUCAGGGUAAAAUCCUGAACAAAUGGGUGACAACAAAACCUCCGUUAACUCGUCCUGCCUGGUCGGAUGCUUCGGGCAAGAAAGAAUUGAAGAAAGAGUCAUUCAAUCCACCUCCAGGCUGGCGAUGGGAUGGUGAUUGGUUUGUCGAUCCGGAGAUCUCAGUGCUGUAUCAGAAAGAUACAAAUCAAACCUCAUUUGUCGAAGACGUGUACGUGAACGAGAGUCGAACACCGAAUGGAAAUUGGGAACCGGCCCAGAUCCCGUACUCGGACGCUUACGGGGAACCGAAACCUGCCCCGGAAAAGACCGAGUUGAAGGAUGAUUGGACCUGGGAAGGGGAUUGGGAAGUGGACAAAGACCGUCUGUGUGAUGAAGACGGCUGGGAAUAUGCACAAACCUCGACCGAUACGAAUUUCAUGCCGACCGAGAAGAACUAUCUCAUGUUCCGUCGAAAACGUAUGAUAAGAAAACGAGUGAAAGGAGAGGUUGGAAUGCCGGUCAAACAAGCAGAACAACGUUUAGCACUUUUAGUGAGUUUAAUGUUUGACAGUCCCUUGCAUGUGGUCCGAUAA